Molecule: messenger RNA, 4593 nt
Organism: Trichomonas vaginalis G3
Lineage: Eukaryota; Parabasalia; Trichomonadida; Trichomonadidae
Product: guanylate cyclase protein
Exons: 1
Coding region: 1-4593 (1530 amino acids)
Biological process (GO): cGMP biosynthetic process; intracellular signal transduction; receptor guanylyl cyclase signaling pathway
Molecular function (GO): guanylate cyclase activity; peptide receptor activity
Source: RefSeq, a predicted model, not a curated record
AUGCAACGAACAAAGUUCCCAGCUUGGUUCUUAAGCCUCAUUGCAGUUUUUAAUCUCUUCCAAGUUCUUUCUAUUGGUUUUUGGAUUUACGCUCCUCCAUUUGAGCGAAGUACUGGAAGAUGGCACACGUUAUAUGAGACAUUAAUCAAGAUUUUUACUUUUCAGGACCCUCUAGAUUAUGAAGGAAAACAUAUAGUUAAUGUUUAUAUCUGUUUAGCUGUUUCAUUAUGUUCACUCAUAUGGAUCUAUUUGAUGAUUUUCUAUAACAAUAAGAAAUAUAUAAUUCCAACUCUACUAUUGUACAUAUCUAGCAUAGUAACAGACUUAAUAUGCCCUUCCUUCAUUACUCCUGCUACCUAUGUCUUAUGUCAUGGUAUCACUGGAAUGUCAUUCAAUUAUGACACAGUUUUUCUUGCGGAAAUCAUUGUUGGAUUUAUAUCAUACUGUUUAUUCCUGUUCACAUUUGUUUCCAGUAUUCUGUUGAAAUCUCGAUCAGUUGUAUUAACAAAUCUUCCAUUCCCAUUGUUUGAUUCAUCACCCAUUACAAUAUGGACAAUCAUGACAUCAUUUGGUUGUAUUUUAUCAGCUUUAAUUAAGUUCUUUGACGAUUGGUUUUAUGUGGUUCUCGGCGUUGUCCAUCUUUUAGCCACAUUAUAUGUUUGCUAUCGCCUAUCAUUCAUUCCAUUCUAUGAAGUUUGGAGAAACUCUACAUGUUUAGCGAUCGGAAUUACAACAUGUGCAUUGGAUUGCAAUUUCUUUGUUCUUUAUGCAGUCCCAUCAUUAACAUACAACUACACAAUCUUUGUAUUCCUUAUUGUCUUAUGUAUUGCUUAUAUUUUGACAACAAUUUAUUUCAUCAAGAAAGUUGCCAAAAUAAAACAGCAAUUAACAUACCAAGAAGAUGUUACAUCAGCAUCAGAAUAUUUGUCCACAUUAGGUAUCGAAAGAUCUUCUCAUCGCGCAAUGAUGUACAUUGUUGUCGGAUUAGCAAGAUUAGGUGAUUACUUUGUUGACGGAUCAUUAACAGAUUACAUUAUUAACAAUGAUUCACUCGAAGCAACAAUGUCUAUGCUUUUGCAAGUUGUCACAUUUUUCCCAUCAGAAUCUCGUAAAAUGGAUGUUUUAUUCAAGAAAUUAUUGAUGAAGAGAAAACUCUCAUAUGCAGAUAGAUUCUUAGUUUAUCAGGUCUACAGAAUCAAGACGAGAAGAUUAGUUUCAGAUACAAAAGAUACAUUAGAAAUGUUCAACAAACUGAAACAAAAGAAUGAUGACUGCAAAUCAAUGAUCAGAGGAUUAUGGGACCAGCCAAAUAUUGAUGUCGGUUUCUUAUCUUCAUUAUCAAUGAUUUUGAAUGAUGUCAAUGCUUAUUUCAAGUUCGCAAUCAGUACAAAUCCAAACAACCUCAGAAUUACUAAUGAAUACGCGAACUUUUUGGCCGAAUGUAUGACUGAUUUCGAUAGAGCAAUUGUCCAAUCAAUCAGAGCUGAAUACAUUGGUAAUGGCAAAAACUUCAAUGUCGAUAUCUCAUUCAGAAGUGUCGUCAACAAAUUCCCAAGAUACCUCAAGGACAACAUUCUCGAUACAAAAGGCAGAAGAGUUAUUAAGAGACAUCAAGGAAAUGAUGAUAGAUCACAAGCUUCAUCAUCGAAUGGCUCAAAUUCUAGUGGAAUGUCAUCAUCAUUCGAAUCAACAAAUUCUGUUGAUUUUGAACACCAAGAAAUUGUUUGCAAGAGAAUGUUGAGAGAUGCAAAAGUUAGAUUAGCUUUCCACCAAGGUAUUAAUGGAAUGAGACCAAUUCAAUCUACAUUAAUCAUUGGUGCAGCAACAAUUUUAAUCGUUACAUGCCUCUCAAUUAACAUCGGCUUCUAUGCUUUCUUCAUGAACAAGAUCGAAUGGAGAAGAACAUCAUGGAGUGACAUCAGAGUUAGUGCAUAUUCUCUCUUCUUCACUUAUUAUGCAGACUUCUUAACAGUAUUGAAAUGGGCAAAGAAUGUUGGAAAAUACGAUGAUUCAACUGCAAUUUUAGGAGAUGUUUCUAUUGAUAAUGGAACAACUGCACCUGUUGUAAGUGAAUCGCUUUCUUACCCAGGAAAAAUCAAUUAUGCUGUAAACUUUUCAAGGAAUUCAUUGAAGACAUUGUUAGACAGUUUUGCUGUUUUAGCAGAAUCAAACAAUAUUUAUACUAUUGCAACAAAUCUUUUGCAGCAAACAAGUGAAUUAAAAGUUUGCACAGAGGGCGCUCCAACACAAAUUUUAAGUGCAUCUGUCAAAGACCAAAUCAUCACAUUGAACUACUUCCAAGAACAAUUUGCUGGCGAUUUCAGCAUGAACACAUCAAUUCCAAACUUAUACAAGACUAAUGAAUGGUGCCAAGUUUACUUGAGCACUAUUAUUAUGUCUGAAAACUCUGCAAUUGCAAUGAAAUCAAUUCUUGAAUACAAUAUUAAUACUGCAAAUAGUUACACUAAGUUGUUCAAGAUCUGGAUGAUUGUUGGUGCAAUUUGCUUGUUCUUCUUCUCAGCUGCUCCAGCUUUAAUCAUCAUUAAUACAUAUAACUUCAUGAUCAAUAAGACUUUGAAGAUGUUAGUUGCAUUGCCACAAGCUGUUAAAGAAGAUUCAAAGAGACCUUUAGUUUUAGAUUCUCAAAAUGAAGAGCAAAGCCAUAACAAUAAAGUUAAACAGAGUCAUGCAAUGAAUAAUAUUGCUAAAUGUUUCUUCGCACUUUUGUUCUCAAUCAUCAUUAUCUUCUGUGUAAUGGUUUGGAAAGCAUGGACAUUAAACAAUAAAAUCUCAACAAUGUAUGCUUGGUAUUACUACUCUGCAGAGAGAGUUUUGGCUGCUAUUCAGACAGGCCAUAACGUUGUACAUCUCAUUUUGUUAGGAAAUGGCUCAAUAGAACAGAACAUAACAACAAUCCCUGAAUUAAGGAAUAGAUGUGUUGAAGAUUUGGAUCUUUUGAUUCAGACUAACAAUAUCUUAGUAAAUGGUAAUUCAGAUGUCAAAUCAAUCAUCGGAUAUGACAAAGCAUACGAUGCAGCACAAUUAGAAGAAAGCUGCAAAUUACCACAUGAUCCAAAGUCUGUUCAUGAUAUGUAUGCAUGCGCUGGUUUGGAAAGCCAAAUCACCAUUUUCAAGAACAUGGUCAAUGAUAUCUUGAAUAAUCCAACUAAAUACAAAGGAUCAAUCAAUGAUGAAGUUUCAGGAAAUGUUGCUCAUAUUUUGCAGUGGCAUUUCUUCUCAAAAGUUAUUCAAGGAACAAUCAGAAUGAGAGACAUCCUUGAGAACAAUUAUGUCAGUGGUACAAGAUUAGUUACAAUUUUACUCAUUGUAAAUGUUAUCUUGUCAUGUAUUAUUGAAGCUAUGCCAUGGUUGUUCAGAUACUUCGUCAAUGAGAACUACAAGGUCUUGCUGAUGUAUUUCAAGCACAUUUCACCACAAACAAUCAUUGACACACCAGAAAUCAUGAACGUCUUCAUGAGAAACAAGAAGUCCAACAAAGAAGAAAGGAUGACUAUUUCUAAGUCAAUUGUUAUGGAUGCAAGCGAAUGCAUUAUCAUCACAAACCAGUCUGCAGUUAUCCAAAUCAUUAACCCAAGUGUUCAAAACAACUUGGAUAUUACACCAGAUCAAAUGCUUGGUCAGCACAUUGCUAAUUUCGUUGCUGACAAAGAUCAACAGAGAUUGAAUCAACAAAUUGAUUUGAUGAUGUCAGGACAAGGAUCAAAUUAUUGGCAAGAUCAUAUUGAGUUAGUCAGUGAAACAGCUGAGUUGAUUCCAUUCGCUAUUACAAUGAUUGGCAUGAAAGACAGAGAAGAUUCAAACGAAAUCAGCUCAAUUCUUUUCAUUUUCACAAACGAAACAGAUGAAAUUAAGAAGAGAAAAGAUGCCGAAGAAGCCAAAGCUAAAUCAGAGAAAUUGUUGUAUCAAAUUUUACCAAAGGAUAUCGUUGUCAGACUCAACAGAGGAGAAACCGAUAUUUCUUUCACAAUUCCUGCAUCAACAAUUUUCUUCAUCGAUAUUGUCAAGUUCUCUGCUUAUGCUGCUUCUCUUACCCCAACUGAAAUUAUGGCAAACUUGUCAUUGGUAUUCGCAACAUUCGAUAAAAUUGUUGCCGAAUACGAAAGCAUCACAAAGAUCAAAUUAAUUGGUGAUGUUUAUAUGGCUGCUGCUGGUUUGUUCCAAGAUCCAAAUGAACAAAGUAACAAACACGCAGAAGAUGCUGUUAGAUGCUGCCUCCAAUGCGCCAAAUCAAUGGAAGAAAUUAAUAUGAAAUUGAAUGCUUCCCUUGAAGUAAGAAUUGGUGUAAACAGUGGUGGCCCACUUAUUGGUGGCGUUUUGGGAACAGAUAAACCAACAUUCGAUAUCAUUGGUGAUACAAUUAAUGUCGCUGCAAGAUUGCAAUCUACUGAUAUCCCUGGAAAUGUUCAAAUUUCCGGAAAUACAAAGGAAUUAAUCCAAGACUUAGAUUUCGUGAUCGAAGAAAGAGGCUCGAUUUACUUGAAAGGUAAAGGUAACCAAUUAACAUACUUCGUUUCUCUUAAACAGAAAUCAGAGUUCGAAGGAUCAUUUUCAUUAGCAACUAAUAACCAGUAA